AUGGAAAGCUGUCCGGUUCGCAGAAGAAGUAGACCUUGUCCCAUACUGUGUGUUGCUAAAGCUUUGCUGUUUGCGUUGGUUGCUGUGUUUAUUUUGUACUUGCCGCUAGGUGAUCCUAGAGACCAGUGCGGUUCUAACUGCGAGGGCAAGCUGCUGGGUGUGUGCUGUCUUUGUGAUAUAUAUAAUGCGUCCAUUAAACUUGGUAAAAAACCAUUAGAACUAGUAGAGCAUCUACUGUGUACGCUCCAGAAUCUGCUGUACGAUCUAAAAAUGAAAUUCUACGCAAUGUUGAAGAGAGUGGACCACGAUGACCUGUGUCGGUCCAUUUGCUCUUCGGAUAGCACAGUUAAAGCAGAAGACGGUAAAGACAGACCAGGUUGCAGAUGUUCGAGGCGAUGCUGUAGAAAGAGAGCUCAAUCA
Brenthis ino (lesser marbled fritillary) is the source of this 420-nucleotide messenger RNA. NCBI's taxonomy places the organism in Eukaryota, Metazoa, Arthropoda, Insecta, Lepidoptera, Nymphalidae. The record is from the annotation of a GenBank genome assembly.